AUGAGGCGGAAUAGCAUUGUCGUGCCAAUACGCUCGUCUCGACGACGUAUUCACCUGCUACUUGCACUCUUACUGACAACUGCUAUCUACUUCUGCCUCCCAUAUCUGGCUCCGUCGUCACCUGCCUUGAAGACUGAGACACUUCUCCGCCCGGGCCCUGGUGGUAAUGGCCAUGGUGUCAACAAUCAUGGCCAUGACUCGAGCAGUGCGAAGCCGUCCAUUCCACUUAUCAAGCAUGACGAUAAUACCGUUGAGGUAGUGGUAGCUAGCAUGAAGCGUGAAAACGUUACAUGGCUGCAUGAUUACCUCCCGAAGUGGAAGAAGAACAUAUACGUUGUGGACAACCGCAGCGCUGAGUUGACCGUUCCCGAAAACAAGGGAAGGGAAGCCAUGGUGUUCUUAACAUAUAUCAUUGAUCGCUACGAUUCGCUUCCUGCGAACAUCUUCUUUCACCAUGCAGAAAGAUUCCAAUGGCACAAUGAUAACCCCGACUACGAUGCGCUGGCACUCCUUCAACGAUUCCGCCUCGACUACCUUAAAGAAGAAGGAUACGCCAAUCUCCGCUGCGACUGGGCUCUGGGCUGUCCAUCGGCAAUAAAACCGUUCAUUGAUGCCACUCAAACAACCGCCGGUGAAGGUAUUACGUCGAAACAUGUAUAUAAGCAGGCCUUUGAAGAGCUAUUCCCCGGCGAAAGCGUUCCAGAGACUGUUGCCGUUGCAUGCUGCUCCCAGUUUGCAGUUCGGAGGACAACUAUCCAACGCCGUUCUAAGGCAGAAUAUAUUCGUUAUCGCAAAUGGUUACUUGAAUCAGAUCUUGAUGAUGGGCUCAGCGGACGGGUAUUGGAAUAUGCGUGGCAUAUAAUAUUUGGCAAGAAGGCCGUUCACUGUCCUGAUGCCGGAAUGUGUUAUUGCAGGAUGUACGGGCUGUGCGAUAUUAAAUGCGAUGAAACGCACUGUGAGGGGCAGUAUACCCUUCCUAAAUAUUCGAGUCUUCCGCAUGGCUGGCCAAAGGUAGGCUGGGACGGAGAGGAUAGACACUGGUCAGGCCUGGAAUGA
Messenger RNA from Nannizzia gypsea CBS 118893, 1056 nucleotides. RefSeq lists its product as hypothetical. NCBI's taxonomy places the organism in Eukaryota, Fungi, Ascomycota, Eurotiomycetes, Onygenales, Arthrodermataceae. The transcript is spliced from 3 exons. The record is from RefSeq and is a predicted model, not a curated record. Bases 1 to 1056 code for a protein of 351 amino acids.